Melanotaenia boesemani (Boeseman's rainbowfish) is the source of this 1864-nucleotide messenger RNA. RefSeq names its product cathepsin Ba (gene ctsba). Gene Ontology annotation, cellular component: lysosome. Gene Ontology annotation, molecular function: cysteine-type endopeptidase activity. The transcript is spliced from 11 exons. Gene Ontology annotation, biological process: regulation of catalytic activity. The record is from RefSeq and is a predicted model, not a curated record. Lineage: Eukaryota; Metazoa; Chordata; Actinopteri; Atheriniformes; Melanotaeniidae. The coding region runs from base 158 to 1150 and encodes 330 amino acids.
GAGUUGCGUUCAUGUGACUGAUUCACGUGUUUCCAGGAAUAAAUACGAUAGUGGGUUCGACAGAGCACACCACACAACCUGGCAGUGAGAAGGGGAUCCUGGGGCAGAAGAUUUGAUCAAGAUUACACUAUCAACCGACAAAGAAGCGACAGGCAAAAUGUGGCAUGCAGCCCUUCUCCUCUUGGCUGCCAGCUUGUCAUUGAGCUUGGCCAGACCUCCCCUCCACCCGCUGUCCAGUGAGAUGGUCAACUACAUCAAUAAGAUGAAUACUACCUGGAAGGCUGGUCACAACUUCCAUAAUGUUGACUACAGUUAUGUCAAGAAGCUCUGUGGAACAAUGCUAAAAGGACCUAAGUUGCCUAUCAUGAUUCAGUAUGCAGGAGACUACACACUUCCUAAAGAAUUUGAUUCCAGAGAGCAGUGGCCUAACUGUCCCACUCUGAAGGAGAUCAGAGACCAGGGCUCCUGUGGAUCCUGCUGGGCAUUUGGUGCUGCAGAGGCCAUCUCUGACCGUAUAUGCAUCCACACCAACGCAAAGGUCAGUGUGGAGAUCUCUUCUGAGGAUCUGCUGACCUGCUGUGACAGUUGUGGCAUGGGUUGUAAUGGUGGUUAUCCUUCAGCUGCCUGGGACUUCUGGGCCAAAGAAGGACUGGUCACUGGAGGACUUUAUGACUCUCAUAUCGGUUGUCGGCCCUACACCAUCCCACCCUGUGAGCACCAUGUAAAUGGCAGCAGACCUCCCUGCACUGGAGAGGGCGGUGACACACCCCAGUGCGUUAGCCAGUGUGAAUCUGGAUACACACCCAGCUAUAAAAAAGACAAACACUAUGGUAAAACAUCCUACAGCGUACCGUCGGAAGAGGCACAGAUUCAGCAAGAGAUAUACAAGAACGGCCCAGUAGAGGGAGCAUUUACAGUCUAUGAAGACUUUCCUAUGUACAAGUCUGGAGUGUAUCAGCAUGUGUCUGGCUCACCUUUGGGUGGACACGCCAUCAAGAUCCUGGGCUGGGGAGAGGAGGACGGCAUUCCUUACUGGCUCUGUGCCAACUCCUGGAACACUGACUGGGGUGAUAACGGAUACUUCAAAAUCCUGCGUGGAUCAGAUCACUGUGGUAUUGAGUCUGAGAUUGUAGCAGGAAUACCCAAGUAAAACCCAAGGUGUUGAGCUGCAAUGUCCUCAGAUCAUCACUAGAGGGCGACACACUCCACUCAUCUUCUGGGCAACAAUAGUGCACUGCUUUUAGUCAUUGUAGUUGAAAGACCACUGUCUACUUUGCACAUGCAGCAUGACAAAUGAGAAAUAGAAAAUACUCAAGAUGCCUUCAUUUAUUUCAGAUGGAAUUUCAGAUAUAACAUGUAAUAUUGUGCCUGCAGACAAAUGGCCAUUUUUUUGGGGUGACAGCUGUGUCACACACUGAGUCAAUCCAAAAAGCAAGGUUAUACAGGUGGAAACUGUUUUUAGGUUUUGUGUGUGAUGUUGAUUGUUUUGAAGCAGGAUGUCACAGAUCUAGAAAUGAAUGGAUUUGACCUUGUUUUCAUAGCUAGAGGAAAAUGGCAGGCAAUUUUUAGAGCAGUCCAAAAAUAUGAUUGAUAUAGUUUUUAAAACUACUUUAAUAAGCAAUUAUGUUUGUUUGAAUGUAAUUGCCAUGAUCAAAUUGUUCAGUUUUUUAUGUUUUAGUACUAUGCUGUAAUAUCAGGAUCUACUGUCCAUAAUGGUGCCUGAUAGUGUUAUUAAACUGUAGUUUAAGACAAACUUUUUAUUUUUUUUUACAAUGAAGAUGGAAAUAAAAUGGAGUGGUUUUCAUCAUAAUGUUGGUAUUUGUCAUGUCUUUCAAAUUAAUAAAUGAAUCUUUGGUUCCCAGUA